AGAGGAAGAGAAACAAAAUAAUUAAUGAGAAAAUAAAUAAAUAAAUAAAUAAAAGAGUGCAAAAAAGGAAAAUCGAAAAUAAAGCCAGAAUCUUCGCAUUAAUCAAUAAUUAGGUUUUCUUCUUCUUCUUCUUCAACUCACAAUUCCAUACAUUUAGAUUCCCCUUCUUUUAACCCUAAUUAUAAGACACAGUGAGACUACUUUUCAUAAGCGUCGACCAUCGUGCAUUGGUGAUUGGAGGUGGAUUUUUCUUCACUCUCCCCUUCCAAUCACACUUUGGAUUCGAUGGGUUAUGCUUUUGUUUGAUUCGCAAGGGGAAGAGCAACCCACCUAGAUCUUAACUUUGUCCUUUUUCUUUCUUUUUUUUUUGUGGGGGGUUUUUGGAAUUGAGUUUCUUAGGGUUUAGUUUUUCUUUUUUGCUUGUGUUAUUGUGAUGUUGAAGGUAGUGGCAAUGGCGGCAUCGGCGCUGGUGGGCAUUUGAGUGAGAGGCAUUCGUUAUGUUGUUGUCGAAGAAACAAGGCAUAAUUCGCUUCUUUUUCAAGGAGAUGGCUGCUCUUACAAUUCCCAGCGACGCUUUUUUCUACAGAGGAUUUCAAAUCGACCCCUCCUCUUCUUAUUCUUCUUCUUCGGAGCAAUCUAACUUCACCAUUCCACUUUCGUCGCGUUAUUAUAGUACUUCUUCGUCUGUGAGAGGUUGCUUUGAUUCAGAUUCUCUUACUAAUCACAACAAUAAUCGCAACCCUCGUGGUCGUUCACUCCAUACUAAUAGUAGUAAAGCCAACAAUGGGGGUCGUCUAAGCAGUGGCUUUGAUCACCAUAAGGCUCAAUUCGUUCGUGAUUUGGAAUUGGAGGGCUUUUCUGCAUUGCAAGACUUUCGUACCACUGAUGCUCGUACCGUGGCCCCAAAUGGAAGUGACACAGCUUCAUACGGGCGUAGCAAGCUUCUUGGAUUUCCUAACCAUUCUUUGCCCCGUGAAAAAAUUGCUGUUGCGGUUGAUGUAGACGAGGUUCUGGGAAACUUUGUGUCGGCUUUGAACAGGUUUAUUGCGGACCGUUAUUCUUCAAACCAUUCAGUUUCGGAAUACCAUGUGUAUGAGUUCUUCAAGAUAUGGAACUGCUCCCGGGAUGAAGCUGAUAUUCGUGUACAUGAAUUCUUUAAGACACCGUAUUUCAAGACUGGGAUCCACCCUCUUCCAGGUGCUCAGAAAGCGAUUCACAAGCUAUCAAGAUUCUGUAGCCUUUCUGUUGUGACGUCUAGGCAGAAUGCCAUUAAGGACCACACGAUCGAGUGGAUUGAGGAACACUUUCCAGGUCUUUUUCAGGAGAUUCACUUUGGCAACCAUUUUGCUCUUAAUGGAGCUUCAAGGCCUAAGUCUGAUAUAUGCAGAUCUUUAGGAGCCAAAGUUUUAAUUGAUGAUAAUCCUAGGUACGCCAUCGAGUGUGCUAAUGUUGGAAUAAGGGUACUACUUUUUGAUUAUGAGAACUCCUAUCCUUGGUGCAAAAUCAAUUCUAUUGAUGAACACCCUCUUGUGACCAAAGUUCAUAACUGGGACGAAGUGGAGCAACAACUUAACACACUGGUUUUUCAUUAGUUAUAUCAACAACUCAAAGGAUCCAGAAGAAGUAGAACGAUUAUCCAAUGAUUUUUAUGCCCAGAAAUUCUUAGUGGAGACAGCGGGAGUAGAAUGGUCUGGAAAUUUGGCUUAAAGAAAUUAUGAUAACUAAAAUAUCAGGGAUGUCCGAUUUUGGACGUGACAGAGAUAUCAUAAUUUACUUUUAUUACUUUUUUUUUUUUACUUUUAUUACUUAAUGCUUCUAUUAUUUGUUUGGGUCAGACAUAAUUAAUAUGGAAAAAUUGUGGCUGGCCCAGUUGAAAAUGCUUCUCUGUAAUCUCCAUUUUCAGGGAGAUUCUGGUAAUAAUAUGGAGUAAUGUACAUAUUCAAUCAAUUGUUUACAUUCACGAAA
Molecule: messenger RNA, 1965 nt
Organism: Cannabis sativa
Lineage: Eukaryota; Viridiplantae; Streptophyta; Magnoliopsida; Rosales; Cannabaceae
Exons: 7
Coding region: 498-1592 (364 amino acids)
Biological process (GO): deoxyribonucleotide catabolic process
Molecular function (GO): 5'-nucleotidase activity
Source: RefSeq, a predicted model, not a curated record